GGCCGACGGUGCGGCGUGGCGCGCCGCUAGGGAGAUGAUGAGGCCUCUCUUCAGCCGCGAUAACGUCUCCAGGCUGGACCUGCUCGAGGCGCACGUCCAGACGCUGUUCCUCUGCAUCGAAAAGGAGGCGACCGUGACCGCGACCGCGAAUGGACCAUGGUGGUCCGCCGCCGUAAGCCUCGCCUCGCUGUUCCCAUGCCUCACCCUGGACUCCGCAACAGAACUCUUCCUAGGCCAAAGCACAUCCACCCUCUCUGCCCGCUUGCACAACGACCGAACCCACCCAGGCACAGCCUUCAACCACGCCUUUGAAAAAAUGCUCGCCGUCCUCGGCACGCGCAUGCGUCUCCGGGGCUUCUACUGGGUCUACGGGAACAAAGACCUACACUCCUGCGUAUCGACGCUCCACGCCUUUGUCGACGCCGCCAUCGCGGCAUCAGACAGCGCAAAAGCCCAGGGUUCCUCCCUAGCGCGCUACGAUUUCCUCGACGUCCUCCGCGCGCGGUGCGUCGGUGGGGACGAAGAAGUCCGCGAGCAGGUGUUGGGAUUACUCGCCGCCGGGCGGGAUACCACUGCCUCGCUGAUGAGUUGGGCUUGGUACUGCCUCGUCCGCAACCCGCGCGUGUUCACCAAGCUCCGGGCCGAAAUCACAUCAACCUUUGGAUACUACUACUCCUCCUCUUCAACAGACCCUUCGGAGACAACAAUGACGUUCGCGUCUCUGAAGCAGUGUACCUACCUCCAACACGUCCUCUCCGAGACCCUCCGCCUCCACUCCGUAGUCCCCUUCAACUCCCGCCGCGCCCUCUGCGACACAACCCUCCCCACGGGCGGCGGACCCCUCGGCACCGACCCCGUCUUCGUGCCCGCGGGGACGGAAGUCAAUUUCAGCACGCACGUGCUCCACCGCCGCAGAGAUCUCUGGGGCGACGACGCGGAUGAGUUCGUGCCAGAGCGGUGGGAGACUAAAAGGGGGUCCGCGGGCGCGGCGUGGCAUUUUGUGCCGUUUAAUGGUGGGCCGAGGAUCUGUAUCGGGCAGCAGCUUGCGCUGACGGAGGCUGGGUAUGUGGUUGCGAGGAUGUUGCAGAGGUAUGAGGCUGUGGAGGGGUUGGAUGUGGAUGUGACGAGGGAUUGGCAUAAUUUUACGGUGGUUUGUGGGCCUGGGAGCCCGGUUGAUCGGAAUGAGGCUGUUUUGUGUCGGUUGAAGGUUGCGGGGGUCUAAGAGGGUUUGUUGUCUGAGAUGUCACAGGCCACCUGCACAGAUAUGAACAUGAGCUUCGUCGGUCAGUCAAGUAAGGUAAGAUACCUUGCUUAUGGCACUUAGGUAUCUGUAUCACCAGGUUGAAUGCUCGUCAGGAGAGAACGCGAUGUCCGCUGUGAUCCAAAUUAUACCGUCAUAUCCGACGAGAUACCGAGAAUGUUGCGAGGUUCCAUGGAGAUGAACGUUAACACUUUCCGCGUGCACCACG
This is a messenger RNA of Colletotrichum phormii, 1469 nucleotides long. RefSeq names its product cytochrome P450. The transcript is spliced from 2 exons. Lineage: Eukaryota; Fungi; Ascomycota; Sordariomycetes; Glomerellales; Glomerellaceae. Bases 35 to 1222 code for a protein of 395 amino acids. The record is from RefSeq and is a predicted model, not a curated record. Gene Ontology annotation, molecular function: heme binding; monooxygenase activity; oxidoreductase activity, acting on paired donors, with incorporation or reduction of molecular oxygen.